UUGGGCGGCGUGAUCUCGCCGCGGUUCCGCGGCCCUGCCGCCGCCGCCGCCGCUAGCUGAGCGCACCGGGCGGGCCGGGCGAGUGGCCAUGGCGGGCGCCGAGGACGGGCCCGGUCAGCAGCCGGAGCUCGAUGAGGACGAGGCGGCGUAUUGCCGGCGCUGGGGCGCGCAGCACGCCGGGGCCCGCGAACUGGCCGCGCUCUACUCUCCAGGCAAGCGCUUCCAGGAGUGGUGCUGUGUGAUCUUGUGCUUCAGCCUCAUUGCCCACAACUUGGUCCACCUUCUGCUGCUGGCCCGCUGGGAGCACACGCCCCUCGUCAUGCUGGGUGUCAUUGCAGGCGCUCUCAUUGCUGACUUCUUGUCUGGCUUGGUGCACUGGGGAGCUGACACUUGGGGCUCCGUGGAGCUGCCCAUCGUGGGGAAGGCUUUUAUCCGACCCUUCCGCGAGCAUCACAUCGACCCCACAGCCAUCACGCGACACGACUUCAUCGAGACCAAUGGGGACAACUGCCUGGUGACACUGCUGCCUCUGCUGAACAUGGCCUACAAGUUCCGCACCCAGAGCCCGGAAGCACUGGAGCACCUGUACCCCUGGGAGUGCUUCGUCUUCUGCCUGACCAUCUUCGGCACGUUCACCAACCAGAUCCACAAGUGGUCGCACACGUACUUCGGGCUGCCACGCUGGGUCACCCUCCUGCAGGACUGGCACGUGAUCCUGCCACGCAAACACCAUCGCAUCCACCACGUGUCACCCCACGAGACCUACUUCUGCAUCACCACAGGCUGGCUCAACUACCCUCUGGAGAAGAUAGGCUUCUGGAGACGCCUAGAAGACCUCAUCCAGGGCCUGACCGGCGAGAAGCCUCGGGCCGAUGACAUGAAAUGGGCCCAGAAGAUCAAAUAACUACUCCGAGCCUGCCACCUUGUUGCCAACCCUCCCUAGCCCCCUAAGCCGAAGCCAUCUGCCAAAUUCCAGCCUCCUCGUGCUGGCCCCUCCAGAUGGAGAGGACGCCUCCUGGGCUGGGCCCGGGCACCCCCAGCCCACCCCUCGUGACACAGAAUACUUGAGCCACUGAUUUUUCAUUUCCUUUUUUUCAUUUUCUCUCCUUGGCCCCUCCCCAGCCACCUGAGCUGCUGUCUCUAAGCCUGACUCUGCAGAAAAAGGAGCCCCGCCCUGCCAGCCAUUCCUUGGGUAGAGGAGAAGCUCACCCACUCCCUGCGCUCCUACAGCCCCCCCCCCCCCCCACUGGGCAGCCCUUCAGCGUGGCUGGCGUUGGGGCCACUGAGUCGUCUUAUCUGUCUCUCAUUUGUCCCCAGUGGUCUAGGAGCCCCCAGGCACACCUAAGUGUCCCCGGAGCAUUUGCCCUGCCAUGGCCCUGUGGACUGACCCCGAAGACCUGGGUGGGUGGACAGCCCCAGGCACCACCUUCAGCCUAGCCUGUCCACCCAAGAGUGGCAAAGUGCAGCAAGGGUCUGAGGGCAGCCGGCCAGAAGAGGCAGGAAUCCCCUGCCCAAGUCUGGAACCCCUUCUCCCCUGCCCGUCCCCCACCUGCCCACGUGAUUCCAGCCAGAGCUGAUACUUCUAAUCAGAGGAUGUCUUCACAGAGUGCAGCCCCUGCAACGGGUCUUGGUCAUUUGGAAGGGGACACGGUGUCCCCUCUGGCUAGGGGAAUGUCAGAGAAGGAAGAAUUGGGCUGUUUUGUUUUGGUUUUUUUUUUUUUUUUUUU
Messenger RNA from Panthera uncia (snow leopard), 1727 nucleotides. RefSeq names its product plasmanylethanolamine desaturase 1 (gene PEDS1). Gene Ontology annotation, biological process: ether lipid biosynthetic process. Gene Ontology annotation, molecular function: plasmanylethanolamine desaturase activity. The transcript has 6 exons. Gene Ontology annotation, cellular component: endoplasmic reticulum membrane. Bases 89 to 904 code for a protein of 271 amino acids. Lineage: Eukaryota; Metazoa; Chordata; Mammalia; Carnivora; Felidae. The record is from RefSeq and is a predicted model, not a curated record.